This is a messenger RNA of Penicillium soppii, 444 nucleotides long. RefSeq lists its product as uncharacterized. NCBI's taxonomy places the organism in Eukaryota, Fungi, Ascomycota, Eurotiomycetes, Eurotiales, Aspergillaceae. The coding region runs from base 1 to 444 and encodes 147 amino acids. The record is from RefSeq and is a predicted model, not a curated record. The transcript has a single exon.
AUGGCGACCGUCGAAAAAACCAAACAGCAGCCCAAGAAGCUCCCCGUCCAGGACGAUCUAUCCGACGGCGAAGAUUACGAUAGUGCCGACGACUACACCGAUGAAUCCGAAGAAGAAGAAGUCCCCCAGGCCCAGACGAAAAAGCAAUCAAAGCAACUACAAAAACGGAAACAACCCAUUCAGCAAGAUGAUGACUCCGAAUACACGGAUGAAGAUGAAUACGAUGAUGAAUAUGACUACUCCGACUCGGGUGACGAAGCCAUGCAACCCUACUCCAAACAAAACUCAAGCUUCAAGCCCAACGGCGGCAUGGAUGUCCUCCACAAGGAAGAACCGAAUAUGCUGGAUCAAGAGGGCAUGAAGCUGAGGUUGGAACUCAACCUGGAGAUCGAAGUUGAAUUGAAGGCACGCAUUCACGGCGAUCUUACCUUGGCUCUCAUGUAA